AUGGACAAUAUGAUAACUAAUGCCCUUGGGUUUAAUACGCCGAUUUAUGUGCCAAAUGAUGUCGACGACCCUGCUGAUGAUGAAUAUGACGCUGAUGUUAACGUCGAGAGACCAAAUGAGGAAGCCCAGCGAUUUUUUGAUCUUUUGAAAGAGACAAAUACACCGUUGUGUGAAGGCUCUCGAGACUCAAAGUUAACGGUGUGUAUUAGACUUUUGGGUAUCAAGUCUGAAUGUCUUGUUUCAGAAUACACCAUGGACUUGAUAACGAAACUGAUGUUGGAUAUAACAAUAGACCGUCCUCUUGAUUUGCCAAAAAAUUAUUACGAAGCAAGACAAUUGGUUGCAAAGUUAGGACUCGGAGCGAAGAGAAUUGACUGUUGUGUUAACGGGUGUAUGUUGUACUAUAGCAACGAAUUUGGUGUAGAUGACGGUGCAUUACUUGAAUGUAAAUUUUGUCAAGAACCAAGAUAUCGUGUAACAAGAAAUUCACGGUCAGUCAGAAGGAAGCCAAUCCCAAGAAAGACGAUGUUCUAUUUACCCAUAAUACCAAGGUUGCAAAGGUUGUAUGCAUCGAUGCAAACUGCCAGUAAAAUGACAUGGCAUCGUGAAAACUAUGAAAGGAGAAAAAUGUCAGAUGGAUUUACACCAUAUACUCAAGUAUCAGCCACUCCAUAUUCAUGUUGGCCUGUUCUGAUUACCCCGUACAAUCUUCCUCCUGAUAUGUGCAUGUCAAAACCUUACAUGUUUUUAGCCGCUGUAAUACCAGGCCCAUCUAGUCCAACUGUUGGUAUUGAUAUCUAUUUACAACCUUUGAUUGAUGAUUUGAAGAGAUUGUGGAACGGUGUUGCGACGUAUGAUAUCAACCAAAAACGAAAUUUCAAUAUGAGAGGAGCUUUGAUGUGGACCAUUAAUGAUUUUCCUGCAUAUGGGAUGUUGUCUGGAUGGGGGACACAUGGUAAACUAGGAUGUCCUAUUUGCAUGAUGGACACCAAAGCGUUUUGGUUACACAACGGUGGGAAGGCUACUUGGUUUGACUGUCAUCGUCGGUUCUUGCCUACUGAUCAUCCGUUUAGAAGAAAUAAAAAUGCUUUUGUUCAUGGUGAGACCGAGACUCGUGAUCCACCAGAUUAUUUGACAUCCCGACAAGUCUGGAACAAAGUGAAAGAUAUUCCAAAGGUUGAGGUUGUAGGUGGUGUUGCCUCUAAACCGCGUGGUUAUGGACAAACACACAACUGGACAAAAAGAAGAAAAACGAAAGAUAAUGACAACGCGAGGAGAGACAUAGGGUUGUAUUGCAAACGUAACGAACUGUUGUUGGUGGAGACAUCUAACGGCAAACUUCUUAAACCUCGUGCAAACUAUACUUUAUCUCCUGACGAAGCAAAAUCUGUUUGUCGAUGGGUAAAAGAAGUGAAGAUGCCAGACGGUUAUUCGUCGAAUUUGGCGAGAUGCGCUGAUGUUGACCACGGAAGGAUGCGUGGGAUGAAAAGUCAUGAUUGUCAUGUUUUUUUCCAGACUUUACUUCCGAUUGCAUUUAGUUCUUUACCCCAACAUGUAUUGAAUCCGCUUAUUGAAAUCAGUCAAUUUUUCAAGAAUUUGUGUUCGACAACGCUAAGAGAGGCUGAUCUCAUCAAGAUGGAAAAUGACAUUCCACUGAUCUUGUGUAAGUUGGAGAGAAUAUUUCCUCCUGCCUUGUUUGAUUCUAUGGAGCAUGUUGUGGUGCAUCUUGCAUACGAGACUAGACUUGGUGGGCCGGUUCAAUAUAGAUGGAUGUACCCGUUUGAAAGGUUCAUGGGUUAUGCAAAACGUGCCGUGAAAAACAAAGCUAGGGUCGAAGGCUCAAUUUGUGCAACAUACUUACACCGCGAAACAAUUUACUUUUGUUCGCAUUACUUCAAAGACACGUUGUCAUCAAGUCAUAUUCGCAAUGAAACUGAAACAUCUCGGCCUGUGAGAAUUCACCCAUUAAACAUGUCAAUAUUCAGCUUGCCUGGUCGUAAUGGUGGUGGUGAGAAAGUGUUGUAUCCUGGUGACAAAGUUCUCUAUUCGGCGCAUGUUCACUUGCUGAUUAAUUGCAAUGAAGUCGAGCCAUAUUUACAGUGA
Molecule: messenger RNA, 2103 nt
Organism: Trifolium pratense (red clover)
Lineage: Eukaryota; Viridiplantae; Streptophyta; Magnoliopsida; Fabales; Fabaceae
Exons: 3
Coding region: 1-2103 (700 amino acids)
Source: RefSeq, a predicted model, not a curated record